Molecule: messenger RNA, 12629 nt
Organism: Paramuricea clavata
Lineage: Eukaryota; Metazoa; Cnidaria; Anthozoa; Malacalcyonacea; Plexauridae
Source: the annotation of a GenBank genome assembly
AUGUUUGAUGAAAAGGAUGUAGGAUACGUUCAAGUACAAGAGGUCGUCGGAUCACUAAGACUGUUAUCUCAGUAAGUAAUUAAUCUUUGAAAAUAGUCGAGAAAAUUAUGAACAUAAUUUUUAAGGUAUUCAAUUAAGCUACGGUAUGUAGUUCAGUGGUUAGCAAUUAAAGUGAACUCAUGCAAUUAGCCUUUCUCACACUGCCAUUUUUGGGUGGCAUUUCAGACGAAGUCCGCGAGAUAAGUCCACACAACAGCGACUUUUUAUAAUUUUUUGGACGAAUUAUGGUAAAUUUGCUUUGUAAAUGGUUAGUUUAUUUGGAAAAAUUGCUUUUCACAUUGUUUUAAUUGUCUGCGUUGGUUAACGAGAAUUAGAUGCAAGUCGGAUAUUCGUCAUCGUGAGAAAGGGUAGUUCGAGAUUUCUCUUAUUACGUUUUAAUUUUGUAGCGCUUUGCAUUGUGGUUAUAGUGGUAUCACUGAUAAAGAUAGCGGCCUCGAAUGAAAAUAUUGAAUGUUUUCGCGAACAUUUUGCUGUUGGCUAUCGCGCACCUGGCCCUAGCUUUUUUUAAAAGUUCUUGCACGGGUCAGGACAAAAGAAAGCCAUCUUGAAUAUCAUUGAUACCACUAUAACCACAAUGCAAAGCGCUACAAAAACGUAAAGGGGAAUCUCGAAUUGAUUAUGUUAACAGUUUAAAUAAAAUAAAAUAAAGAGUGGCACGGGAAAACUGUCUAAUGAUUUUUGCUCUUGAUGAAAAUAAUUACAUGGUAGUGCUAUAAUUAGCAUUUCCCACGGUUACAAACCGUUGUUGGACUCUAAACGGGAGAAAGCUUUGAACGAAAUAAACAAUUCGAUCGACAAGUCAAUUUUGCGCAUGUUUUUCUAUGGAGUAUAGUAAUCUACUAAAGAAUUAUAUGGCUUUGGGUGAACAUCUUAUUCGUGUGCAUGAACACUUUAGUUAUAAUUUAAGUGACCGUGAACUGACAAACAUUGUUAUGAAAAAUGCUUCCCCUUUUACCAUAAUACUCAUAAUAAAGCAAUACAAACCUUAGCCGGAAUGCUGUUAUAUUCAGGAUAAAAUGAGUUAUACUCAUGUUGUUUCUUCCACUGCAAUAUUUCAGGCGUACAAAGACAAGUAGUGGGAAAGGGAAUACAAAAUCAUUAAAAUGGUUUAGCAGCACCUUGGAAGAUUUAGCUGACGCUAAUGGUAAUAUUUCUGAUGAGAAAUUUAAAGACCAGAUGCGACAACCUCAGGUACAUAAUAUAGUCGUAGCUGCAUGUACAGUUUCAAAACACUCAAUUUGAAUUAGUAUCAGUAUCAGUGAAUGAGUACUGAUAACUCAUUUAUAUUAGAGGGGUCCAGUUCUUUCUUUCACUACCACCAUUUCAUUGGUUAACUAUUGGGUAGUUUAAUUAAACGCAUCUGAUUGGUUAAUAGGUCGGAUGGCCUGCGUCCCGAUAUUGUUCACUUUCAUUUAGCAUGUCUUGGAUCUGAAUUAUUUUUACGGGAGCUAACACUUUCAAGCACGCUGAGUUCAAAUCCGAGAAGCUCCCGCUCCGUAGACCCGCGGUUUUCUAACAAACUGCCAUUUUAUCUUCACUAAAAGUCACGACAUAUUUUUUCAUUGUUCAAUUAAUGACACGGAUCGAUGACGACACACGAUUAUGUCACUCAAAAGGACCAAUUUCUAUUAACCGUCAGUCUUCCUUUUAACAAAAGACCGUUUUGGUCGAAUCAUUUUGAAUUAUGUAAUAUUAUGCGCAUGUUGGACGUAAACAACAUAUAUAUACCUUAUAAUAGUUUUGUUUGUGGACAUACCACGUAAAUUUAUUACUGCAGUAAUAAAUUUACGUGGUGUUUCUACAAACAAAACUAUUAUAUGUUUUAUCGCCAUGCAAACAUACAAAGAACUUAUAACAUAUAGGCCUACCUUGUCUACAACUUUGAGAAGGUACAGAUAACGCUUUCUAAAAUCAUCAGUUCUAGCGAUAUCUCUAUAAAAUCACAAGGAAGUUAAUGCUAAGUCUUUUAGCUAUGUCACUGGCCUGAAAAAUAACUCUUUUAACGCGAUCAAGGUAUUUAAAUAGUACGUAACGCGAAGCCAACGUAACGGCAAAGACAACGCUAAAAUGACAUAUUGUCGAUGGGUUGCUGGUAGAAGACUUACGACAGAAACAAUCUUAAAUAACCUUAAAUUAGAAAAGUAAAUGUUCACAUCAAAGAAAAAUAGAUCAGUGCCAAAGUAUAAAAUCUGCUCUGUAUAAACUUAGUAUACGAUGAAGUGGAGAAAUGUGUGCAUGAGCUGUUUAUUUGGUGAUUUCAACGUAGGCCUAUGUGGAAGCCUAAAUCUUUCCAAUAAUAUUCGCUUAUCGCACAGAAUAACACCAACUGAUAUAAUAGUUCAAAUCAAUGAUAAGUUACAGUACCUCUUGAAUUACGUCUCAGAAACUGUGUUGGAAAUUUAAAUGCUGCAUGAUCCAUUACACACAAUUCCGUUUUAUAUCUUUGUAUAAAACAGUUUGAUCGCAUAUAAGGAAUUAUUUCUCAUCCCAGAGACAUAGCCCAAAGACUUAUAACAUUAACAUCCUUGUGAUUUUAUAGAGAUAGAGCGAGAACUGAGGAUUUUUAGAAAGCUAUCGGUACCUUCCCAAAGUCGUAUAGACAUGCAGGAUACGUCCAACGCGCUUAAAAUUACGUAACUCAAAAUGAUCUAAGCAAAACGAUCUUUUGUUAGAUGUAGAGACUGAUUCAUAUAGGAAUUAGCCAUUUUGAGUCAUGCAAGCGUGUGUCUUUAUCCAUCCGUGUCGUUAAUUGAACAAUGAUAAAAUUUGUCGUGCAAUUAGUGAAGAUAAAAGAGCAGUUUGUGAGAAAACUGCGGGUCUACGGAGCGGGAACUUUCGGAUUUGAACUCAGCAUGUUCGAAAGUGUUAGUUCACGUAAAAAUAUUCAGAUCCAAGACUGACAUGCCAAAUGAAAAUCGUUUUCUAGGCACUUUUUGAGGUCACAGCAAACGGCGUAUAAUGGUAAAGGUAGUGGAGUCAAAAUCUGAACCUCUCUACUAUUCAAGGGUGCAUGAUCAUGCAUUUUCUACUGAUUUGGUGGCGUACCGUCCAUUAUUUGUUAUGACUUUCAAGUGUUGGCUUUUAUUCCCCCUACUUCGAAAUAACAUGCUGAUUAUCUGAACUUAAUAAAACAUUUCCACACCUAGAAAAAUGUUAAUCGGACCCUGAAUUUGCCUAUUCAAAUCAUUAUCCAGAAUGGUUUCAAUAGGAUUGACGAUUCUGAAAUUACAUUUCUUUUUAUUGGGAUCUGUUAGAUUAAAAAGUUAUUCAUACGUACAUGUUUUAUUCGUUGUUUAGUUUAUGGAAAAUAUUUUCAAAUUGAUGGAUGUCAACAAUGAUGGUGAAAUCAGCUUAAAUCAGAUUGUAGCCGCCAUGGACAGAAUUGAAUGGUAAGAAGUUACACUAGAAGUUACAUAUGAAAGAAACGCUAGUUUAUUUACUCCACCUCAUGCAUAUUUUGUAGUAGUUCACUCCAUGUUGUUCUCAGAGGCGGCGCCAGGCAUUCUCCAAUUAAGCCAAAAUUUGAUAUUCACGAUCAAUUAUUUAUAUGUAAAUGUAUCAGCAAGUAUUAACCCGGGCCCCCCUUAAAAGGAAAAACGCUUUUGAAAUCCUUACAAAAUAAUCUUUUCAAUCGGGGGUUGAAUGCCGUUUAUGUUUGAAAGGCUUUACCCCUCCCACAGCGCGACGAGUAAUCCCCCCCCCCCAUGUGCAAGUUUGCUAUAGUUGUUCUCCAUUAUUCAUCAGCUCAUUUCAUACUUAUAACUGUAAUGGUUAUAUUAAGAUAAUUUCUCUUCCGCUGUAGUUCUACAACAGAUUCCAGAUGGUACGAAUGGAUUGAAGAGAAGUUCUCGGUUGACAGUAAUGAGUCACGAUUGAUUACUCUUGAGCAAUUUAAGAAAGGGCUUCACAUUGAAAAGGUGAGCUGAUUUCUAGUUUGUUUUGGAGAAGUUAAUUUUGUCAUACUGUAUGGUUCCAUAAAGCAUUAAAAUUGGAUUUGCUGAAAGGCUUCUUACCUAAAUGCGUAAGAACGUCGAUUAACGCCGACGAUUUCAUAAUUAAUAUAUGUACAUCAUAGCGAUGCUCAAUACACGAGUUUAAAGGCAAAAAAAAUCAUAUUCUUUUGCUAUCUAGCAAAUAUAUACCAACUGCAUGCAUAGAAUAUACAAAACUGAACUGUUCUUUGAUUUUGUCUUUCAUGAAUGACAUUCCAAUGUUACUUAACUUACAGCUAAAGUUUAUUUCUUUAUUUUUUUCAGAGUUUCUUUGCUGAACGAUUUUUCUCGUUAUUCAAGACGGACUCCAUUAGCGAAGCUAAUGCCAUUUCUAUGAAAGAUCUUUGUCAAGGUUUAGAGUUGUUAACAAAUGGAAGUCAAAUUGAGAAAUUGCAGUUUCUAUUUAAAGUCUAUGAUAUCGAUGGUGAGUCAUUUCUCAUUCUGCCUGAUUUGUUCGGUAGAAUUAAUUGCGAAUGAGAACCGUACACACGAAAAAAGCUGUGUUAAUCAGCCAAUCAGCGUAAGCCAAAUUAGGUCAAGGCUGAUAAUGAAAACACAGCUAAAAUUGAAUACUCUUCAAAGCUGACAUGAUUAGUUUUAAGUAACAAGACUUGCGAAGGGAAACCGUUGCUCGCCUUCCACUCUUGUCCAUGCACCAAUACCAUGCCAACUAUGUUUCUAAAACUGCCAAGAAAAUCUGCUUGCGAAACACACGAGUGCCAGAAUGAUGUGGUUAGCGCGCUGCCCGUUACGGCAUUAAGCCUGUUAUUGCAAGUCGAAGGCAGGGACUAAAUUGGUUUGAUAACUUUCCCCUUGAAAAGUUCAUGUGUAGUUUGGUUGGCACUACCUUGUGCUUCUCCAGAUUCUGCAUGCUCCCUAAACCCUUAGGCAUUAAUCUUAAGAAUCGCAGACCUCGUAAAUCCUGUUGUAAAACCAGGGGCGCCGGAGCCACGGGGGCAACUGCCCCCGUUGCCGAAACAUUGCGGGGGCGGCACCAGAACUGCGCUUCGAAAUUUGUGCGCUAUACACAUGAAUUGGAAUUUAUAAUUUGUUUUAAGCAAUGUUCAAGCAAUCUUUGCUUAAUUUUAACCAGUUGUAGUAAAAUUAAUGCCAGAGGCCGCGGAAUCACUUUUGUAUAAUUAUGAUCAAAAGCAAACGAUUUUAUGUCGUUCGCUAGCCGGACGAAAAUUUUUGGCCUUUACAGAGUCUUUACUACUGCAAAAAGGGCACUUUCUUUGUAGCCCCCCAAAAAGGCAUUUUUCACUUUUAAAAAAGUGAGGAGGCACAUGCCCCCAUUGCCCCCCCCCGGUUCCGCGCCCCCUGAUUAAUGCUAAAUCAGGCAAUAUACGUCCGUUUACUGAUUUUAUUUUGCGCCCUUAACAUGGUGCAACAAAUAAAAUUGUUCAAAAUUAAUGUCAAAGUUUGCCGACCCACAAUAGCCAUAAGUACUCGGGUAUCCAUACAAUAAAGUUUUAACAAAUAUUGCCGCCCAGAGAAAUGAUGGCUGAGAAGCAGGUGCUCUUUUGAAAUGGCUGCCCCCGCCGCUUCACAUUGCUUCCGGCGCCCCUGUGUAAAACUUGUCAAGGCUUGCCGUCCACCGCCAAGUAGGAAAAACUAAACUAAACUAUGCUUUCAAGAAGGGAGUUAUAUCGCCGUUCAAAUCUGCAAUUAACUUACAAUAUCCUGGAAUUUAUCAUUAUCAUUCAUUACCUCUAUUAUAUAGGUAAUGGUGAACUUGAUAGGGACGAAAUGCGAACCAUUUUGGAAUCAUGUGUAGAAGAAAGCUCAUUAAGUAUGGAUCAACAGCAGCUGGAAGAAUUGACCGAUAUAUUGUUUGAAGAAUCGGACACGGAACAGAAAGGAUUCAUUACAUUUGAUGAGUUGCAGAGUUUCUUGGACAAAUUUCCAGGAAUUGCUGAAAACUUGACAAUCAGGUAUAUAAUUUAUGCAAAACGAUAAUAAAGAUGAAUCAGUUAAGAAACGAUAAUUUUACGCAUAUCUUUCAGAACACAGUUCAUUCUCAUUAUCUUUCUAUUUUUUAGUGCUGGUAAAUGGUUAAUACCACCUAAUAAAUCAAAGAAAAACACCAUCUCUAGUUACAUUCCUAAGUAUUUGACUUGGAAUUACAUCAGUAACAAUCCAGAUCGAGUUGGUUUCAUCUUUUUCUAUCUCCUGAUUAACGCAGCUCUAAUGAUAUGGGUUGGUAUAAUACGAGCUCCGAUGGGUGUCUAUGUUGUCCUGGCCAGGAUUCACGGAAUGUGCUUGAACCUCAAUUGUACAUUUGUUCUUGUACUGAUGUUGAAAAUGUGCUUAACGUGGGUGAGAACAACAUGGUUUAGAAAAAUUCUACCUAUCGACGACCAUAUAAUGUUCCAUAAACUUGUUGGAUUCUUUAUUGCUUAUCUUAGUUUUGGACACACAGUUGGCCAUAUUGGUUCUUACAGUAAGUUAUCUUAUGUCUUCCAAACGCCUUAUGGGAAACACCCGUGAAGUUUUCUUGUCCAUUAUGAGAUUAUAUCAUGCAAUGUUGGUGGAAGUGCUAGAGAAUAUCGUGCCAGUAUGCAUAAAAGGCAUAGGACCAACUGUGAUAAACUGCUCUGGGGCGGGGACAGGGGCGUAACCUUUCAAUAUUUUCAUCUAUGACAUGAAAUAUAGCAUAAAAUUUGUAUAGAAUGCAUGAAUAGCAUUUAUCAGAUCCUAAAAAUAGAAAAACCUUCUGGGAGACCAUGUCCCAGGCCGGUCAGACGAUUAGAUUCUGGUAUAGUCAAGGCUUCAUGCAUUGACAAAUUCAAUUAUUAGACACCUGUACAUGUAUAUUGCAGGAGAAAACCGCUGGACAUGGAGGUGAAAGGCACUUACUUUGACUACCAUAUAAUACCCAAAUAGUCUUGAUGCAUGAAAAAUAUUUCUGUUCUUUCAAUUAUAAGCGAUUCAUAACAAAACAUCAAUUUAUUUCUCAUGUUAGUUGCAAUUCCUGGAAUGAAAGAAGACGGAACUACUGUAGCAGUUUGGGAGUAUUUAUUCACCACAAGAGGAGGACAGGGCUGGUUCAAUUCAUCCGCCGGGAUCACAGGAGUAAUUUUAACUCUUAUUCUGAUCAUCAUGAUUAUUUGCUCUCAACCAUUCGUUCGAAAGAAGGGAUAUUUCGAGGUGAAUAUAUAUAUUUAAUAUAUACAAUUUCGUACAUUUUUUGCAGUAAGUAGUUCGACUCCAACUAAAUAAAUGUCUCCGUUUUCAGCUAUUUUAUUGGACUCAUCAUUUAUUUAUCGCCUUCUGGGUGUUGAUAAUUCUUCAUGCUCCAAAUUUUUGGAAGUGGAUUAUUGUCCCUGGUGUGCUGUAUAUAAUUGAGAGAAUAAUCCGUUUGCGCUGGUUCAACCUGGCAAGAUAUGGACCUACGUAUAUUGAGGAAGGCAUUACCUUACCGUCCAAGGUAUAACUAUUUUAAUAAUAACUAAAAAUAAUUUGCCUACAAGCAUUUUAAAUUGUCUCACUGACAGCAAUUAAAGCAAACGUCAGUUAAUAAAAUGUCUAAAAUUACUACUAUUGAGAACGAUUUCGAAUAACCAAGCGCAAUCUUGUUCUAUUUUCAACACUUGUACAUGCGACUUUUCAUGGAAAGCGGAAGUUUCAUGUAACUAAUUUUACUUAUUAAUUAAUUUAAUUUUCAUAGGUAACACAUCUAGUCAUCACACGACCACCCAACUUCAAAUUCAAACCUGGGGAUUACGUGCACAUUAAUAUUCCAGCUAUUGCACAAAACGAAUGGCAUCCAUUUACCAUCAGCAGCUCGCCAGAGCAAGAUGGUGUUUUAUGGGUGCAUGUGAGAGGUGUUGGUACAUGGACGAAGAAAUUGUACGAUUAUUUCGAACAAGAUAUUAUUAGAGAAGGACGACGUCGUUCUGUAAGUAAUCGUGCCGCCAUAAGACGAGAAAGGACUUUUAGAGCAAAAGAUCAGGAAAGGUAAAAUUGAAAUUUUCUAUUAGAGAGCUUAUUCUCCACCAGGCGAAUAUUUCUGUACGAAUCAAAUCGAAACUAAACGUGACAAGUGAGGACAACAUUCGUCAUGAGUAAAUUGAAAUCGAUCCUCCUCAUUUUACCCGGCGAAUUACCUAAUAGAAAGCUGGCUUAAGGUUACAGAACACCUUUGAGUGUUAAUUUUGCCUAAAAAUUUUUAUUGGUUUCCAUGAAAGCAUUAGACUAGUUCUACUACCUGACCAAGUUUGAACGAAAAAUGUUCAAAACUCGCAGAGUUAUUUAAUAAAAUACAUUUCGCUGCAAUAAGAAAAACACUGAAAAUGUAAUAUUCAAAUUCAAUUUUCUCCCGAAGAAUUUUACGGUAAUUACUGAUUUUCAAACGAGUUGUUCUCCUGCGGGUUUCAGCCAAUUUUUCUCAAAUUUUCACCGGACAUAGCUAAAGACGUCAGUUUCAAAAUAGUGUUCGGCUUUAUUCUAAUUUUGGAUAUUUUAAUAAUAAAGAGCAAUUCACUCAAACAAUUCAGAAAUAUAUUGCAGUCGUCAAAGAAAUCGCCAUAUCAGCGGAAUGACGAAAUAAACAAAAAUUUCCGAACACCAUUUUUUAGAACAACUAUUUUGCUCAUGUUUCGCUCGCUACUCUGGUUUAAAUAAAUGAUUACAAAGCCCAGACUAGCGAGCGAAACAUGAUUGAUAUACCUGGUUGCAGUGAACGAACAAACUUUAUAACUAUUUUACUGUUUAAAAAUGAUAUUUUCAUAAAUAUAACUUAAAACCAGCAGGAGUACAACUCAAAAGCGUAACGGUACCGCGAUUUAAGAUUUUCCUGAAUAAUUCUUACAUUAUUUUAUUGUUUGUUAAUUUUAUAACUUUACCAUACUAUUUUGCAUGCACUGGCGAACAUUUGGCGAAAAUUUGAUAAAAAUCGGACUAAUUUUGAGGGCACAGUAGCGUUUUUCCGCAAAACGCCAAAAAGGGUGUCUUGUAACCUUAAAUCUUAAUUUGUAUGAAUAGAUUUAGUAGGUGUCAAAAACUUCAAAAUUUACAGAAACAGCAACGGGCACAUAGCUCAUGUGGUUUUGAAACCUUGUAGCGUUGUGUACCAUAUACAACCACGACUGUUACAACUAAAUGCAAACCCGCAUGCAUCGUUGUUCAAUUUUAUUGUGUUUAAUAAAGAAGCAUUUAUAAUUUGAGCGAUAUUGUGAACGGUUAUAGUACAGUUUACAUGCCUCAUAACAAUUUAUGAAGGAGGUAUGAUGGAAAUUUCUGUAUAUAUUUUUCUUUUUAGAUACACGGAAGAAAAUCUUGGGAAUGAUAAUGAAGGCGUUGUCUCGGAUGAAAAUGGUAAUGGAGAAAUGGAAGAAAAAGAAAAUACAUUAACUGCAGUGCGAGAAUCUGCGCCGCAGAAACGGAAGAAGUUGAGAGUAAGUGUAGUAUUUAUUUGGACAGAACAAAAAAAUGAUUUUAAAAAAUUAAUGAAAAAAUCAUCAACCACUAAUCAUCAGAUCAGAUGUGCCUAUUGCUUUCGAAUUUUGAUGGUAUAAGCAGUAUAACAAUAACAAUUUAUUUAAUCAAAUUAGAUAUUUACAUUGAUAUACACUAUCUGCAAAUAGCAUUUUCUAAUCAAGGCAGAUAGGGGGGAAAUGAUUUAGCUGAUAAUACACUCACAGACUCGAUUACUCACAGAAAAGAAAUGGUAAAAACAUUAGAAAAUUCGAAGGAUAACUAUCGUAGGCCUGUUCAUCAAAAUAUAUACAAGUAUUUUGUGAUUAUAUGUAUUUUGCCAUUAAAUUGAAUUAUAUUGAAUUAGCACUAUUAUUAUUAUUAUUAUUAUAAAUAGCACUAUUAUUAUUAUUAUUAUUAUUAUUAUCAUUCAUUAUAUUGAAUUAGCACUGGCGUAACAAUAUAAACAUCCUCAACUCUCAUAAUAGUCAGAAGUAAUUUCUUUAUUUCCUGCUUAGAAGUUGAUAAAAUAUCACUGCAACUGGUAGCAAAAAUGAAAUUUCGGAAAAUACAUUAAUAUUGUACGUAAGAUAUAUCGACGUCGGAUGCAAACCAUUUUUUUAAAAAGUUUGCAUUAAUUUAACACAAAAUAACAAUCACUGAAGGAAAACAGAGUAGCUUUGUACGUUAUCAGGGAAGCGAGUUACUUAUUUUCUUCACGUUGCUCAAAAUUAGAAUAAUUUGUAAUCUCUCAUACAUAACCAAACAACUUCCAUUUUUAGAUAUACGUUGACGGACCAUAUGGCGCUCCAUCUGUGCAUAUAUUUGAAGCAGAACAUGCUGUAUUGAUAGCUGGCGGUAUCGGUGUUACUCCGUUUGCUUCUAUUCUCCAAAGUAUUAUGAAGAAGGUCCAAAAUGCCACGAUAGACUGUCCAAAUUGUCAGCAUAAAUGGGUAGGAAUGAUUCCAGAAGGACUACAGAAACUAAGAAAGGUUUGUUAAUGAUCUACUGCAUAAAAAAGAUUUCUUAUAUAAAAUUACCGAGAUCAGCUUUCCGUUUUCUUCACACUAUCAAUUUCUGUCUUUUUAGUUUACGUUAUAAAUCCAUGGAUUUUAGAAUUAUCCUUUACACAGUGCACUCACAUAUUUACACAGUGCACUCACCAGUGUCUGUUCCGUCUAUAUCCAUCCUCAUAAUAUUUAUAUCAAUCUCUUCGCGCUCACACAAUCAAAGCUUGGCUUUUAUCAUCUUUCCUGCAAUUCCCACAACCCUACACUAUCGCAUUAUUAUAUUUUCCAACGUUACGGGAUGUAAUUUUUUCAGGAAUAUUUUUACAACAAUUUAAUCCUUUUUACGAAAGAAAUCAAAAUCUGCUAGCAAACUUCAUCUGUUAUGUGUUUUUUCCUUCAGGUUGAUUUCUUUUGGAUUAAUCGUUGCCAACGUUCUUUUGAAUGGUUUCUGAGUUUAUUGAAUGAACUGGAAGUGGAACAAUGUUGUCAGAGGUUAACAAAGAGUUUCGUAGAUAUGCAUAUUCACAUGACGUCAGCUCUAAACAAAAACGAUAUGAAAGGCAUAGGACUUCAGCUAGCACUCGAUCUGAUCCAUGCGAAGAAUUCUGUUGACAUGAUCACAGGGUUAAGAACGAAGACCUCGCCAGGGAGACCAAACUGGGAUAAGGUAUGCAUCAUUGCAUCAACCAUAUCUUAUACAACAUCAUAUACAAUCAUUAUCGCAUAAUAUUCCAUAAACUGCUUAAAAAAACUCAGCUUGUUAAACUCAUUAAAAAUUCAUGACGAAAAGUAAAAACAAAUCAAUGUUUAAUGAGGCGUUUUAUUCAUUAUUAUAUACAAAAUUCUCCUGAUUUGCAUACACUUUUUCCUGGAUUUUCUCAGCUAAAAAUCAUUUCUUUUUGAACAUUUUCAUAAAACACAACCGGCCUCUUGGUGUAUCUGAUACAAUACGGCCACUCAUGCGGUAUAUGUGACAUAUCGCAUUGUAGUCCCGAUACACUUUAUAUAGACACAAAGAUACAAUGUAAAGAGACUAUAAAGUGUAGUCCCGAUACACUUUUUAGACAAUGUAGCUGCUGCCCAUAUCAGCUCCCCAAAUGGACAAUGUCUUCAUAUCCAUGUACUGUAAUGCAACGUUACGUAACAGGGCAUGAUUCACAGGACAAUCAUUUUCCCACUACUUCAUAGAAACCACGAUCAACCUAAACUGCAUCAUAAGUACUAUUUAAAACACGAGUAGGAGUGUUUUAUCAGAUAUAAAACGCGAGGCGCAAUACCUUAAAAUACGACUAAAAAAGAAUACUAAUUAGGAAGAACAAUUAUAUAAUCAUACUAAUUAGGAUGCACAGUUAUAUAAAGAAUACUAAUGAAUAUGAGUUUAAUCAGAUAUAAAUUCACUCCUGCACGUGACAUAUUAUGGCUGACAUGAUUUGCCACAAGGUUUAUGAAUUAUUAAUGAGUAUUUUAAAGAUGAUGUCCACUCCGUUCUGCGCAUCGGUUCUGCUCAUAACAGAGGGGGACCCCCAGAUAUAAACAUAGUCCAAAUUUUGCAUCUUUCGAACUUUUUUGAAUUGAAAUAUACAGUUUAUAUUCAUUUACAAGUAUAGCGAACCAGAAAAGUGUUAGAUAUUCAGUUAGUAUAUCAUAUUUUACAAAUAUAGCAGUUCAAAAUGUAAACAAAGUUCGCGCAUGUGCACAGGAGUGGACAUCAUCUUUAAGUGUAUUACGAAAACGAAAUUACAGUACCCAGACGACUUAGUGCACAUUUAAAAUUUGAGAAUUAAACUGACGGAUUAAACAGAUCAGUAAGGACGUUGAUAGAUCAAACCAACCGCAAUAUAGAAUGAAACCGACGUAGUGCUAUACUUUAAUUUUUAUGUUUAAUUUAAAAAAUGUAAUAUUGGCAUAAUCCAUCACAAGCCACAUGUCAAUGUAUGUCGAAAACAAUGAGCUUAAGCAGUCCUUGAUUGUACUUCAAUAGAAUUCCGCUUAUAUAAUCCACUUUUCAUUGCUGUAGGUAUUUGAAAAUAUUUCAAAAGAAAAACGAGGUAAAGUGACGGUGUUCUUCUGUGGGGCUCCAGUGAUGGGCAAAGUGAUCAAAGUUUACUGCAGAAAAUAUGGAUUUGGAUUCCGCAAAGAAAAUUUCUGA